AGAGAAUAAUGGCACCAUAUCCAGCUAUAAGAACAUCGUCAAAUUCCAUUACCCUCUCCCGCAUUGUAUGUCAUAAAUUGACCAAAUAAACAUACGUAUCAUGGCGGCCGGCGGCGCUGACUUGGAAUGCGGCGGCGGUGGCGGCGGUGAGGAUAAGAUUCUUGAGGAUGUGGAUUCUAGAAAAGAUUCUUCUUCUUCUUCGUCGUCGUCAUUAAUGGCGGAUAUUAAUUAUCCGUCUGACUUGGAAACUGGGGGAGGAGUCGAAAGAAUUGAGGAUGACGUGGCAGCUGUAGAACGGGAUUGUCGGAUUUGCCAGCUCAGCUUGGUCAGCUGUAGCCCUGCCCCCGGCUCGGACCCUAUCGAGCUAGGCUGUUCUUGCAAGCACGAAUUGGCGGCGGCUCACAAGCGCUGCGCCGAGGCGUGGUUCAAAAUCAAGGGAGACAAGACUUGCGAAAUUUGCAAUUCAGUAGCGACUAACGUCGAGGCUCCAACGGAGAAAACUCCGGCGGCGGCAGCGCCGCCUCUGCCGCCGCAGAGGGCGGCGGCGAUGGUGGAAACGGAAAGCUGUGCGCAGGGCCACCGUGUGCUGAACGUAGUUCUGGCUUGCAUGGUUUUCGCGUUUAUUAUAACUUGGCUUUUCCACUUCAACCUGCGUUCGUAAAAGAGUUUUGUUUUAGUUAAAUGUUUUUUUGAAUUUUGGAAUUUUUGUUGUUAGUUAUUAAUGACUCUAAGAAAUAAUAUAUUCUAUCUCAGUUU
Messenger RNA from Andrographis paniculata, 756 nucleotides. RefSeq lists its product as uncharacterized. NCBI's taxonomy places the organism in Eukaryota, Viridiplantae, Streptophyta, Magnoliopsida, Lamiales, Acanthaceae. The coding region runs from base 101 to 661 and encodes 186 amino acids. The record is from RefSeq and is a predicted model, not a curated record. Gene Ontology annotation, molecular function: zinc ion binding. The transcript is spliced from 2 exons.